UGAGCUUGCAUGUUCUAUUAUUAAUAAAGUAUCAUAUUUUAUGUAGUUUUAUGAAUAACAUAAUAUCUUGUAUUUUCUGCGUACUGUAAAUGCUAACACAAUAUCUAGUAAAAUAUCAGCCAUGAUACGUAAAGCAGCAAUAAAUGAACCUAAGACCAUACAUUGGACAGAAGAUUCAAUAAAAGCUAUUGGAUUAUACAAAUAUAUAAUACAAAUAAUUUGUUCAUGGCCCUUGGAACAGAGAAAUAUUUAUUGGAAAAUCCGUAUUUCAUCAUUGUUUGUUUAUUUGAUAAUCUCAGGUAUAUUUAUUAUUCAAGAAUUAUUAGAUCAUUGUGGUACAAGUUAUGAAAUAGCUUCACUAUUUGGAAUGAUAAUCGCUACAAUAUCAGCAAUUACUAAAAUAUCACUUUUAAAUAUCUAUCACAAAAAUAUUUCAUUUAUUGUUAAUAAUGUGAUUAACGAUUGGUGGAUUAUUAAUGACGAUAAUUGUAGAACUGUAAUGCGUCGAUAUUCAUCUUUAAAUAGAAUACUAUUUUAUGGUAUAUUAACACCGCUGUUACUAUACACAUUAAAAUUUACCAUAGACAGGAUUCCGCACACUGUUUUGACAAAUGAAAAUACGACUGUUUAUGUACGCACAACUCCAAUCAGUUCUGAAUGCUGGAAUUUAGCUGAUAUACCAACUGUUUUUUACAUAAUUCGAUUUGCAUGCCGUACUUUUGAAUUUGUUAUUUAUAAUAUCGUAAGUUGUGGGAUUGAUUUGUAUUUUUUUGUGCUGGCGAUGCAUAUUUGCGGACAAAUGGAAAUAUCGAAUAUGAAUAUUCAAAACUUUUUGGUAGCCAACAAUGGUAGAUUUGAACGUGACAAAUUUUAUAAAUUAAUUGAUCGACAAAAGUAUAUGUUGGGACUAAUGGAUGAAUUACGCGAAUCAUUUAACUAUAUAACUCUAACAGUAUUAUUGAUAAGUGGAAUUCACUUGAAUAUCAUGAGUAUAUAAUUAUUCAUAUAAAUACACUUCAAUAACAUUUUUUUUACUCAUGAUAUCUAUUGUUAAAAUAA
Messenger RNA from Microplitis demolitor, 1059 nucleotides. RefSeq lists its product as uncharacterized. Gene Ontology annotation, molecular function: odorant binding; olfactory receptor activity. The coding region runs from base 122 to 997 and encodes 291 amino acids. Gene Ontology annotation, cellular component: membrane. The record is from RefSeq and is a predicted model, not a curated record. Gene Ontology annotation, biological process: sensory perception of smell. The transcript has 2 exons. NCBI's taxonomy places the organism in Eukaryota, Metazoa, Arthropoda, Insecta, Hymenoptera, Braconidae.